AGUCAUAGUUUGUUGUUAGCCAGCGCUCGUUGAAGAGGUUUCGAGGCAUUAAUUGCAGAUUCUGUUAACCAUGUCAUUUAGGAGCUUGCGAUUAAGCUUCCUGGGGGUGGCGGUAUGCGCCCUGCUGCUGCCCCUCGCGGCUUCUGGGGCAGCGGGCGGCGAUCGGCAGGAACGAGACAUGAGCGGCUUCUUCGGACACGACUUCUGGAAACAGUUCGAGCGAGGAUUCCGACACAUGGAGGAUUCCGUCCGUGACGAUGCGACACGACUGGAAGGCAUGUUCGACUCGUGGUUGUCACCCCGCCAGCAAGCAUCCCAGAAGCACCACCACAGCGAUGUCGAAAUGCUGCCAACAGCUGAAGAACGCGAUACCGAGCCUGUGGAGAUAGAUGGCGACAUUGAUGACAUCGACGGCGAUGUAGAUGACGUGACCGACGACUUCCCAGGGAACUUCUUCAACAUCUUCCAUGGACCGACAACGAGAUCGUGGUGGUCAGGACCUAAUGUGUGUGUGGACAGGGAGGAGAUUAAUGAAAGUCAGCGACACAAUGACACUGAGUCAACAGAUGAAGAUGAUGACAGCAUCCUCGGCAGCUUCCAGUUCUCCAGCUGCCGCCAAAGUGAAACUAAAUACACAUGCACAACAAAGAUUCGCAGUCAUGGGAUUCGAAAGACCUUCAUUGUGAGGUACCAGUGCUGUCAUGGUUACAGGAGAAUUCCAGGAAAACCAGGCUGUACAGAAGUGAACUUGAAGCCAAUGGUGCAAACAAUGGAAGAAUUAGGAGCAAAGGUCUUCCCAGAGAUGGCCCGUGCAACAGGUGUUGCUGAAAAGUUAUCGUCUGAGAAUCUGACAGUAUUUACUCCUACUGAUGAAGCUGUACGUGAUUUCUCAGAGAGUCUUCAGGCUGCCAACCAAGUGGAUUUUUACAUCCCCCCGGGGCGCAGCCGACGAGAUACAACAAACUGGGAAAAUGAAGCGGCAUCUGGUGUCAAUAUGAAAGAGGUGGUUCUAGGCCACAUGGUUCCAGGUUUCCAGGACAUUGGAGAUCUUGUUGAUGAGCAGGUGCUCUACAGUGACAACAAUAAUUCAACACUGCGAUUCAACAUGUACGCUGCACCUGGUGAACGACUUCUGACUAUCAACUGCGCUCGAGUCACAUCUAUCGACAAUUAUGCUGAGAAUGGCAUCGUGCACAUCAUUGACCGUGUCAUCCGACCUGUCACUCGUACUAUUGGACAACUCAUUACAGAAGAUGCCCAGUUUACUCGACUCAGAGAAUUCCUGGAGCGUACAGGUCAAAUGCAGAUUUUGAAUGAACCUGGUCAUCUGACACUGUUUGCACCUAUUGAUGUAGCUUUUGACAAUAUGGAUCCUGCCAUUCGUGACAGGCUGCUUUCCUCAGCAUCCAAUACCUGCCUGAAGAAUGUCUUGGGUCACCAUUUGCUGACACACACGCUGUGUUCAUGUGCUGUAACACAGCGAGUAGCAACACACACUUCUGUUGGAACUCCUUUGAUGUUAGAACGUUCUGAGGAUGGAAAGCUAUUUGUGGGUUCUGGAACUCAAGUUGUGGCUCGUGAUAUAAUGGGUACAAAUGGAAUUAUACAUGUUAUUGAAGAAGUUCUUCUUCCUGACUCAGGACUGCCAGUUACAACAGUUUUGGAGCGACAGAACCUAACACAGUUUGCUGGCCUGCUGAAGGAAGCUAGUCUGGCUGGUGUAAUUGAUUCAGCAGACAAUGUGACUGUAUUUGCACCAAGUGAUGAUGCCCUGCGACGUCCUGAAGCAGUUGCUGCAAUUGAAUUAGCAAGGAAAAGUCCUGAGGAUCUGCGUAACUUGCUCCUCUUCCACACAGCGAAGCCUGAGGUGCAUUCAUGUGAUAUCACAAACAAUAAAGAAAUUGCAUCUGGUUUGGAAGGCCAUAGCCUCAGGAUAAACCUGUAUGCUACUAUGCCACAUUUCACAUUGCUGGGGAAGCGAGCCACGGUUCAAUGUGCACGCAUAACAAACCUUGAUGAACAUGCAUGUGGAGGACUGAUUCACCAGGUGGACCGUCUUCUGGUACCACCUGCAGGUGAUGCAGUACAGCUUCUUGAAGCUAGUGGAAAUUUCAGCACAUUUUUGAGACUACUGCAGGAAACUGGCCUGAUAUCUGAACUGAAAGAAAACAGUCCAUUUACUCUCCUAGCACCAUCAGAUGAGGUUUUUGCUCGCAUUCCAGAGCCACAGAUGGACACACUGACAUCAGACAAGGAGCUGCUAACUCAUGUUCUACGCAAGCACAUUUUACCAGAGGUGCUUUGCUGCUCUGGAGUAAGUGUAGCUACAUGGCCCUUCUCCAGUCGAGCAGAAUCACUUGGUGGGCCUCUUCCCCUCCGCCGAGACUAUGAGGGUCGCAUUCAUAUGGGAGGAGCUGCCAUUACCAGUUGUGAUCAUGUGUCCAAUGAUGGUGUGGUUCACUUUGUCAACAAGGUGAUGAUGCCAUCAAACCCCAAAUAUAGGAGAGUUAUUGGCCACCGAUCCAGGAAUCCUAAUGUAGAAGUAUUCCUUUAUGGUCUCUAGUUUCAUUUGCAGAAGCUACAACUGUAUUUACAAUGCUUAUGUUUGUCACUUUUUAUUUUCCUAGUUUGAAGAUGAAAAAAAGAGGACAAAAUCUUUGUAAUAGUGUGUUAAGUUAUAAGAAAUGUACUGACAUAUCAGAGCAGUAUUGUACUGCAAAAGUCACAUUGUGACUAAAGACUGGAUACAAUUUUUUGUUUGUUUUCAUUGUUUGUAAUCAUCUCAGAUCCAGAGUAGUUUCUGAUACAUGAUUACCAUAUUUUUAGAAGCUGUAUUAGUGACAAUGGCACACUAAUUUGUAUUAGGCUUUCUUUCAAAAGCAAAAACAAGGCCUUUACACAAAAAUAUUAUUCCUGUUGGUUGUUUUAUGAAGCUACGAUCUUUAGCAAUUAUUUAUUCUUGAAUGCACAUGUUACAACACUUUUGUACUGAAAUUUGUGAAAAUAAAGUUAAUUAAAAAUGA
Schistocerca cancellata (South American locust) is the source of this 3023-nucleotide messenger RNA. RefSeq names its product transforming growth factor-beta-induced protein ig-h3-like. Gene Ontology annotation, molecular function: cell adhesion molecule binding. Gene Ontology annotation, biological process: cell adhesion; extracellular matrix organization. Bases 71 to 2563 code for a protein of 830 amino acids. Lineage: Eukaryota; Metazoa; Arthropoda; Insecta; Orthoptera; Acrididae. The record is from RefSeq and is a predicted model, not a curated record. Gene Ontology annotation, cellular component: extracellular matrix. The transcript has 15 exons.